AUGAAGUUCUGUGUUGCCAUCGAUGGUUCUGACCAUGCUCACAAUGCAUUCUUGAAAGCAGCCAACCUUUGUAAACCAGGUGAUCAUGUGUAUGGUUUGAUCGUUAUUGAUCUGGUACACUUUAUGAUGGCUGCACCAAAGCUCGCUGAGGAAAUGUCGACCAUAUCAAACAUGAAGUCCGAGAUGAUGAACAAUGGUAAACAGCUAGCCAAGCGCUAUGAGGAUUUAGCAUCUGAGCUAAAUUUGCCAUCUUAUGAAACAUUGUUGAUUGAAGGCAAUCCAAGAGAUGUGAUCGUAACAACUGUCCAUGAGAAAAAGGUGGAUAUAUUGGCUAUUGGUCUGGUUGGUUUGAUUAAUAACCCAAAUAUAUCAAUGGGCAGCACAUCGACUUAUUGCAUUAGGAACUGCAAGUGCGACGUACUUCUUUGUAAAUAA
This is a messenger RNA of Acytostelium subglobosum LB1, 435 nucleotides long. RefSeq lists its product as hypothetical. The record is from RefSeq and is a predicted model, not a curated record. NCBI's taxonomy places the organism in Eukaryota, Evosea, Eumycetozoa, Acytosteliales, Acytosteliaceae. The transcript has 5 exons. Bases 1 to 435 code for a protein of 144 amino acids.